AUGACAAGAUUGCUGAAACGCUUGGAGUAUAAGAAGGAAUUCAAAUCAUUUUGGAAAAUCAUAAUCCAAGAACAUCAUGAAAAAGAGAAUUUAACACCUAAGACUAAAUUACUCACUGAAGAUCUUCCUCAAUCUUCUCAAGUUGAUCACAAAAUAAUUAAUAAGAGUAUUAAAAUAAAUGAUGAUGAUAAUACAUCUAAUUUACUUAUUGUAAAUCACAAAAAAAUUAAUAAGAACAUUAAAAGGAAUAAUGAAGAAGUUACAGCUGAUGAUCCAUUUAUUAACCUUAAAAAGAGACAAAGACAAAAUGAAGAUUAUAUUGGUUUGGCAUAUAAAGAUCUUGUUUCAGCAAAUGAAUCAGUUCUUCAAGUAACUAUAGAACUUCUUUUGCCAUCAAAAUAUCGUGUUCCUGAACUUUGCUUAAUAAUGAAUACUGCAGUGAAUAAGGGAAACGGUAAAUUUGGUUUUCUUGAUGUUUUUGUCCUAGGAGAAUGCUAUACUAAUAUUGAAUUAAAAUAUAUUCCACUAACUGGGUUAGUGAGUAAUACUGAUGCAAGAGAUUUAAAUGCAAAUGAAUUGGGAGAAUUAGAUAAAGUAAUUGAAAGAGAAGAUGAAGAUAUAUUGCUAAGAAGACAAUGUAAAUAUUAUGAUAAAAAAACUAAUAAAUAUAUUCGCACAACUAUAAAUGAUGUAUUAAACAAUGGAGCAAAGCAAUUAGAAAGGUACAUGAGAAUAAUUUCAAAAGGACAGGCAAAUAAAUAUUCCACAGGAGUAUGUGAUGAACGAAUUAAGAUAGUUAAUUCAAAUCCUAAUAAGUUGAUAGGAUUUGUUAUUGUAGUAAUAGGAUUUCGUCGAAUAAUAUGGAGAUCCGUUGAUGAAAAAUCAACUAAUUAUAGAUAUAUUAAGAUUAAUUAA
This is a messenger RNA of Rhizophagus irregularis DAOM 181602=DAOM 197198, 915 nucleotides long. Lineage: Eukaryota; Fungi; Glomeromycota; Glomeromycetes; Glomerales; Glomeraceae. The record is from RefSeq and is a predicted model, not a curated record.